CACUAUUUUUAUUUCAUCAAAAACUGACAACACAGUACAUAAACGUCAAUUGACUUCGUCUAAUAAAAAAUACGAUUAUACUACUACUUACUAGUAUUACUACUACUACCUACUCAAAGAAAUAUCUGUCACGCCGAGGUAAACAACUUUUUAUUAAAAAAUCUUCAUAAUGCCACCUUUAAUAUUAGAAGAUGUGAGCUUAGGGCGAAAACAUAAGCAAUUUAACAAAUUAGUCAAAGAUGCAGCUAACACAUCAUUAGAUGCAAUCAAUACUGAUGAGAGUGACCUUGAUAAUUUGUUAAAAAUAGAGAUAGCUUGCACAACCAGGAAAGCAGAGUAUAUACUAGAAGUCUUUAAAUGUAAAGAUAUGCUAUAUAUCUCCAAAGCUAUUAAGCACAGCACAUGGUUAAUAAAGGACAAACAAUACUCUCAUUUCAUAAACCCAACAUACCUUCAUAAUGAAUUGUUCCCAAAUAUGUUGAAACAAGGCAUAAACAAACUCAUGUUACAUAUAAGACUAAAUUUAAAAGAUGAAAUAAGGGUUGAAGAAUUUUAUCAUUAUGUCAAAGAUAGACAACCUCAAGAUGCUUACAAAUGGUUACAAAACUGUUCUCUAGGCUUCAUAGAAACAGUAAUCAAAGAAGAAAGCAAUGACUUGCCAGUGCAUAUUCUCAAGCGUUUGUGCGAAAAGUCAUUUUCAAUAUUAAAGAUAUUUAAUGAGACAACUGGACGUUUCUAUGGUUCUACGAUGUCGAAAACAUUAUUUCUAAUAAAAAAAGAACCAGAGAAAUUUUUAGAUUUGCUUGAAAAUGUUCAAUAUUACCGGCUUCCAGCUUUUGGGCCAAAAUAUACUAAGAUUCUUAUGGAAAAAUGUCCACAACGAAUAUUAGAUAAUUUUCCAAAAUUCGCAAAAUGUGUAGACUGUGAAUGUUUUUCAAAAUAUUUAAAACCGGAUGAAAUACAAAGCUUUUUAUUAAAACAUGUCAAGAAUGAUGAACUUGAUUUCAUAUACACAUAUAAUAAUUUGAUACACUUUAUAAAACGCAUGCCUCAAAAAGGUAGAUUUGAAUUUAUACAGAAAAUUUUCAUUGAUAAAGACCUUAAAGAAGAGCUCGGCGAUUGUGACCGAUUAGGUGUUGCGAUGAGUUCUAAGCAGUCCAACAGUGUUCAAAAUUCUUAUGUUUGGUAUAAAUUUGCACCAUUUGAUGUGGCCUUUGUAGAGAUAAAGAAACUCAUACGUGCUGAAUCAUCACCCAUAGAAAGAAACUCUAUGAUGAUUGUUUUGCUUAAGUGUGCUGGAAAUAACUUGAAUGAUAUAAGAACAGUUCUCCAGUAUUAUCAUGACAAACAUAUUAAUGAACCUUUUAAAUUUAAGAUACAAUUUGUAAACACUGCUAUUUCAAAUAUCAAAGCUAUUAAAAAUCAUGAAACUUGGUCCCUCCUAAAUACACUCUUUCAUAGUAUGGAAGUAUAUGUUGAAUCUGAAAAUAAUGUGCAAAAAUGUAUUGAAAUUAUUAUUGUUCAUAAUGUUAUGGUUGGUGAAACAAAUCAAGAAAUUGUAAUUAAAAAGUUUUCUUUCAAUACAAUGAAAUCGUUUGCAAAGAUACUAAAUCAAGAAGAGAAAACAAAAUUGUUUAGUUUUCUAUAUGAUCACUUACAAACACAAUUAACUAGUCAAGAAAUAAAUGAUAAAACAUCUCUUGUAGAUAAUAUUGGAAUAAUAAAAAAUAUUCUGAUAUUAAUUAAAGAUUGGAAAAAACACAUAUCUGACUUUCCCUUUGUUUGGAAUAAAAUUCAAGAACUCAUGAGAAUUAAAAAAGAUAACUCCUGGGAUGUAGACUUUUCAUUUGUGUAUAAUUUAAACAAAGCCUGGAGACGACACAUGUUUAAGGAAUCUAUUGCCCUUUCUCCUACUGAAAUAGUAUUUAUAAAUGCUUUGAAACAUGAUCCAAAUUUAUUGGUUCUAUACAACAAUGACAUAAAGACUUUGUGUGAAAAGGAAACAAUGUCAUUGAGAAUGUUUCUCAGUAAAUUGCGUACAUAUUGGCCGCAAAAUCUUGCUAUUGCAUGGAAAGAAUAUUACUUUGAACGCCUCGAAAAUUCGAGUGUUCAUAAAUUUCUCAUUCAAAAUCUUAUUUCAUUACUUUCACAAAAGGAAUUGUUGAGCAUACUGGAAAAAUAUGCCCCAAGAGAAAAAAAAAUUAACUGGAGUGAAGAGAAUGAGCGUUUACUUAGUAUUCGUAAAAAUAUAGCAAAACUCAUGCACAUGUCCAGACCGCUUCUCCCUAUAGAAGUUGUAUUACUUUAUGCCAAAGGAGACUAUUUGCAGUUCACUGUUCCAUCUUUAACAUCUAUAUUACAAAACUCCAGCCAAAAUCAAACUAAAAUGGAUAUUCCUUUGUUUAUGAAUGCACCAGUGUCUUUACAAAAAAUUGGUAUUAAUUUUGCUUUUAACAAACUUCAGUCUAAAGAACUAAAACCAUUGUUGUCAGAUUUGUGGAUGUCCACAAAAAAUUCAAGCAUACGCGCUGUUCUUUUUAAGCUAACAUUUGAUGGAUUGUGUAAAGAAAAAAAUGAUGCCGAAGCUGAAGAACUUUGGAAAAUUUUAGAAUCUUUUAUUGAAAAUCUAUCCAGUGAAGAAAAUAAAAACAUUUACAAUAUGUUGGGUAAAAUUAAAACGGUGCCAUUAUCCAUAAGGGGAAGUUAUUAUAUGAGAAGUUACAUUUUACUGAAAUCAUUACCUCCAAAAGCUAAUUGUCAAUAUCUAUUGGAUAGGAUUAUAGAUUAUGCUCCUGAAGUCAUGGAUUUGUUAGAAAGCGAUUUCGUGGAGGAGAUUUUGAUUAAACCUAUGACAGAAACUCUUAACACCACAAAAUGUGAAUAUUUUUCUGUAAUCGCAUCUUAUUUACUUCAAUGUAAAGACAUUGCCGAACAAAAUGAACGAUUUGAACGAAUUCUAUCACCAUUACUCGAUAACUAUUUACCGAGAUAUCACGAGGAACAUGAACAAAAAAGAUAUGUUCGAUGUAACAUUGAAAAACUGCUUGAAUCAUUAACGUUAAACGUGAAAGAUACGAUUUUGAAAAAGAAGAAUGUAAUCCCAUUGAAAAUGUUCAAAGAUAUUUUAAUUAAGCUUGAAAAUUCACUUUCAAUGGUAGAGAAUUAUCAAACUUUUACUGCUUGGAAACUGACAUUAGCAUUUAUACAAGUAACUCAUGCAAAUGAAAAAUUAUUGCCUGCUUUUGAACCUGGUAAUCUAGAUGACAGCGUGCAUGAAAAGUUAUGGGAAAAAUUUAUUUUUGAUAUAUCAGUGCCAUUAGCCAAAGAAAUUAUAGAUAUUCUAAACGAAAAUGUGAAAGCAUAUUCACUGGCUAUAGUCACGUUAUUUGGCGAGACUUUCGAAGAAUUCUUAAGAAACAUCUGUUACUAUAACAGAAAUGACUUGUUAAAAUAUAUUCUUCAGUCCAGUGAAUCGGAAGGUACCUACAUUUUUGUGACACAUUCAUUUAUUCCAUUUACAGGUACAGAUGAGGACAAAGAGAAACUUAAAAAUAUCAAAGAACUUAUAAAAUUACAUCCAUCACCUAUCGUACAAAUCCAUUAUCAUAAUAAGCUUGACAACUCACGUAUAGAAUCGUUUUAAGCUUUUAUUUGUUUCAUAGAAGUAUGGCUUACUGUGUGUAAUGAGUUACGUGAGCCUACUUACCCUGUGGUGGUAUGAGUAUUUGCCUACCACCAACAGCAGUGCUUAUUUGGUAGUCCUAACCAAUCCUUGAAAAUAAAAAAAAUAAAAAUUAUGAAGUUAAAUAACUACCUAAUAAUUGUUGUUGUAAGAAUGAUAAUACCAAUUUUUAUUUUAAAUAAUAUAUUUUAUUAAUACAUUGAUUUCACUAAGUCGGUAUCUUUCAUAUUUACUUUAAGUAAAUAUAAUAAUAUGUUAUUAAAUAUAUACUUCAUUAAAGUUCAUUUAUUUUAUCAAAUUUUUUAUUUGUCAUUUCAUUUCACGCUCAAUGUGAUGUACAAAAGAAAACCAGAGUAUAGUUGUUACAAAGUACGACUGCAUGCCGCCCUUAGGUGACCAAUCUGUAUACGCGUCAAUGUAGGCUAUAGGUAGCUAAUGCACUGUAAGCUAGGUACUGACCGCUCCGUCAGCGUCGGGUACACACUAACGAAAAUGUGUAUUUACGAUUAUUAAAUAUACUACAAUUAUUAUUACUACAAAUAAAGGCCACGCGCGCUCGUACAUACUUUGUAACAAAUCUAAUAUAUAAAAUUCUCGUGUCACAAUGUUCGUUCCCAUACUCCUCCGAAACCGCUUGACCGAUUCUCAUGAAAUUUAUUAUGCAUAUUCAAUAAGCCUGAGAAUCGGCUACUAUCUAUUUUUCAUACCCCUAAGUGAUUAGGGUUGUCCACCCCUAACAUAUUUUUUUUAUUGGGACAUGUUUUUUUGUUAUAAUGAUGUAUUAUGUGGUUGAAUGAGGUUUUGUUAUUUUUAUUAUAUAUUCCCUCAUCGUUCACAGCACUACAUACCUCUUCCAAUCAUUUACCACAUCCUUACACACUUACAAUAAGUUUUUUUUUUUUCUACACUAGAAAUUCCCUAGAAAUCUUAUAUAUGGCAAAACAAUGUUUGCCGGGUCAGCUAGUAUAAUAAUAAUAUAAUAAUAAUAUUGCCUACACUGUCUAAUUAUGAAAACUAUUGUUCUCAUAGUAGUCUAAAUUCGAAUAAUUACUGUUACUUUACUGGUGGUAGGACCUCUUGUGAGUCCGCACGGGUAGGUACCACCACCCUGUCUAUUCCUACCGUGAAGCAGUAAUGCGUUUCGUUUUGAAGGGUCGGGCAGCCUUUGUAACUAUACUGAGACCUUAGAACUCAUAUCUCAAGGUGGGUGGUGGCAUUUAUGUUGUAGAUGUCUAUGGGCUCCGGUAACCACUUAAGAUCAAGUAGACCCUGAGCUCGUGCACCCAUAUAAGCAAUAAAAAAUAAAUAAAAAAGAAUUAGUAUUAUCUAAACUAGCCUUUUGGGUUAUGGCUAGGUUGAAAAGAAAUAGGUAUAUCCAAAAAAAAAAUACUGAAAAUACCGUAGCAUGUUUUAAAUUAUUAUUCGUAAUUUAGUAUUUGUAAUUUUUCUUCAUUUUUAAUGAAGUAUUUGAAACAACUUUUAUUUUUUUUAAUUAUUUGAAACAAUACUAAUUCUAAUUCUAAAAUUCUAAAGGUCUAAUUCGUUAGUAAAAAUUUUGAGAAAUCUACUAUUAGCCAUCUAAAAGAGAAGAAAAGAGCUAAAUAAUCGGUUAAGUAACCAUUAAAUGUCUUAAGUGCGGCAGUAAACGAUGACGAAGGAUUUGUGUGCAAGCACAUGUAUCACGAUCAUCAACUGGAAGAGAAACCCAAAAAGGCCUAAGUCUUGUAAAUGUUGUAUAACUGAUUAUAACGUUAGUAUUUUUUGCUAAAAAUUUCAUAUGUAGAUUUUUUAAAGUAUCUUUUAAAGUAGGCGUUGUCUAAGGCAUACGUUAAAGGCUUAUUACACUUGGCUAAAUUUAGUCGACUGCUGCGACUGCAGCUUUAGAAGCUUCUGAUUACACUGUUCUAAAUUCAGUUACUGAAUCAAUUGUCAGUUUAAGCGCGACGAAGUUGGACGUGUCGUGUGUGUACGAGGAUGCCCCCAAUAUUGUCUAGACAACAAAAAAUUGGUCCUGACGUAGCCGCCGCUGUCGGCUCAAUUGAAAAUGAAUGAAUCGGUUGUCUGUAAAGUCGGUUUACUAACGAUAGUUGAACGUGACAACGUCAUAAGAAAAUACUGAUGGAAUGGUUUCAUUUUUCAAAAGAAAAUUUUAAUUUUAUUUGUUUGAUAGGUAUUUUGUAUGGACAAUUGACACCACAUUCACUUUUCACUGAACUUCAUACUUGACGAAAACAUGUAAAUGUAUUAUUAUAUAGCUGCUGUCCACGCGGGUACAUCGCUCAAGUAGUCGAAGUCGAACGCUGCCGAACGCGGAAGCCGAUUGUGCCUCUUUGUUGCACGUUGCGCGCUCUCGCUUGCACUUCAAGCUUUAAAUGGAACGCCUCAGAGCGAGGUAACGCCGCAUGAGUCAUGUUUUUUCGUGCGUGCAGCCGACUCUAUCGAAUUAUAAGACGUUGUCACGUCAAAAAAGAAGAAUAUGGGUGAAGAAAUAUUUAUUGCUCAGCGGAAAAAUACCAAAUAUGAACAUUAUGAGUGAUUUAGAACCAGCAGACUUCAGAAAUUAUCUAUAAAUGGAUUCGAGCUCGUUUGACCUAAUAUUAAACCUUGUGACACCGUUUAUUCAAAAGCAGGAUACUAUCCUACGAUAGUCUAUUAUAUAACUAUUACAUAUCUAAUCCUACGAUAGUAUAAGUCCAGAAGAAAGAUUGGUUGUAACAUUAAGAUUUCUUGCAACAGGAAAUUCGUAUCAAAAUUUAAAAUUUAGUUCUUCAAUAUCCCAACCCCUGAUGACAAAAAUUAUCCCUGAAACAUAUCGGGCUAUUUAUAAAUGUCUGGAACAUUAAAUAAAGGUGACCGAAAUUAAUACUUUUUAUUCGGAAGUAAAAAACAAACUAAAACGUCCUUACGGACGGAGAGCUAUGGGACGACUGAAACUAUUAAGCAACUUAAUGCGAUCACACCUUCCUAAAUGCGUUUCUAAUUAGGCUUCUAAAUGAUUUAGUCAGUCAGAAACCAUCCUUGCUAUUGAAUUUAGUAGGCUAACGCUAACUUACUUAAUGCUAUUACACUUCACUGAAUUCAGUAGCAACUGAAUUCAGUCGACUAAAUUUAGCCAAGUAUAAUAAGCCUUUAGUAGGCAGCUUUAUGUGUAUUUGAGUGGUCCGUCCCUACAAGGAGAACUGGCGGGCGGUCGAGCUCCGGAUUUUCACGACCGCGGAUGCAGAUGACUGCCGACAGCAAUGAAUCCUAACUUACGAUACACGAGUUUAUCUAUAAAUCAGCUGGUCGAUUUACUGCGAGACCCUGACGCGUUUACGAUAACUUUGGCUUACGUUAAAAAAGUAGUUUCCAGUAACAUCUACUGUCGCUUAAUGUAUCACAUUAUCUUCACUUGUUUCUCUUUUUUCGUGUUUUGUGAUUUCUGUCCUUGGAAAAUAAACGAUGAGUGUUUCAAAUUUUGUGCGGGUGGUUUAAUUUCAUACCAACUACGAAUAAUAAAACUAUAGUGAAAUAGUAAUUACGCUUCAAAAAUGGUUCCACGUAAAUAGCCGCCGCGGAGGGCGGGGCUUAAAAUAGCUACAGAACGGCGCGCCAGUUCGCUGUCGCACUCAUGUCGUGCGGUUGUGUUGCGUCAGUUUUCGGUUGACCAGAUAAUUAUUAUUUUGCUCGUUUUGAUUUUGCAAGUAUGCCAUCGUGUGUCGUGAAAUGGUGUAAAAGCCAUACAGAUAUGAAAAACAGUGGAAUUAGCUUUCAUAAGUAAGUAUACAAACAUCGUAAAAUUUCAUACUAUUGAUGAUGGAUAGUGUUAUGCAAUAUGUACGAUUACUUUUUCUAUGCAGUAGUAGUUCUUUAUACUGCUCAGAUAAAACAUAAGUUUUAUUUAAGUAGCAAGGAUGAUAUUAUGCAGCGAUAACAAAAGAUUUUAUUACUGCAGAUUUCCGACAAAUGAAAUUCAACGUAAAAAAUGGAUAACCGCAGUACGUUUGGAAAGAAAUGAAACAAAUUGGACGCCUUGCAAAAAUAGCACAAUAUGCAGCAUACACUUUCAAAAAGAGGACAUGUACGCACUUGAAAAUGGAAGUCGUGUGCGAUUAAAAAAAUCUGCGUUGCCCAUUUGCACUAUGGUUACUCCAUUGAAUGUACACUCAAAUGACUUUUUGGAACCUUCAUCUACCACGUGUACAACAAAUUUGCAGAAAGAGUCCUCAGUGCCACGGGAAGAUGUAAAAAAUAAAGCUAAUUUAAGGGAAUUACAUUCACCUAAUUGUAGUAAUAUAGAACAAAGAAAAAGGAAAUUGGAGAAAACAACUGAUAAAGUAAAUAUUUGCAACAAAAUGCAUGAAAAAAAUAAUAAAGAACAUGACCUUGAAGAGCCUGGUUGCAGCUACAUGGAAGAAAAAAAGAUUAAAAAGGUAGAAUGUCCGAAUUGUGAACAUAAAUUUUAUAUCGCGAAUGAAAUUUUGGAGAACAAAGCCAGUCUGUCGGCCUCAGAAAAAUUAAAACCUUCAUGCAGCACUCCGAUAAGUGUACCUUCGCCUGAAAUUGAAUCUGCUUUUAAUAGUCCUCAACACCAAAAACUAAAAAAAGAACUAGAUUUAAAGAAGAAUCUCGCGAAUAAACGAUUAUUUAAGAUAAAGAUAUUACAGCGGCAAAAUAAAAGGCAAAAAAAAAAGAUUUUAUCGAUGAAAUACUUUAUUGAGAAUUUAAAAAAAAAUGGGUUUGGGCAUUCAAAUUUACAUACAGCGCUCAGUGGGUUCUCUGGAGUAUCGUACGUAUGCUGCAAAAAAGCUAAAUAAACUAAUUAUUUUUAGAGGUACAUAGUUCAUAGUUUAAUUUUGAUUUAAUUUGUAUGCUAGUGAUUACUGAAUAAAUAUUCUAUGUUAUCUCCAA
This is a messenger RNA of Bombyx mori (domestic silkworm), 8572 nucleotides long. RefSeq lists its product as uncharacterized. The record is from RefSeq and is a predicted model, not a curated record. The coding region runs from base 7576 to 8478 and encodes 300 amino acids. The transcript is spliced from 6 exons. Lineage: Eukaryota; Metazoa; Arthropoda; Insecta; Lepidoptera; Bombycidae.